Molecule: messenger RNA, 4777 nt
Organism: Onychostoma macrolepis
Lineage: Eukaryota; Metazoa; Chordata; Actinopteri; Cypriniformes; Cyprinidae
Gene: calcrl2
Product: calcitonin receptor-like 2
Exons: 13
Coding region: 182-1615 (477 amino acids)
Biological process (GO): angiogenesis; cell surface receptor signaling pathway; adenylate cyclase-activating G protein-coupled receptor signaling pathway
Cellular component (GO): plasma membrane
Molecular function (GO): calcitonin gene-related peptide receptor activity; adrenomedullin receptor activity; calcitonin receptor activity
Source: RefSeq, a predicted model, not a curated record
AAUACCUGGUAUUGAUAAUGAUGUAAAUGUAAUAUAAUUAGGACAGAUGAUUAAUUUCCGUGUUCAGGGGUGGGGACGCGCCGCCUGUAGUCGCCUGAGAGCCGCAGAUCUGCAGACGCUCAUGAGGACCAAACACACUCGGAACGACGCAGAUGCUCUCUAGCGCCACCUUCAGAUCAUCAUGACACCAAACCCCUCGGUCCUGCUCCUGCUCACAACACUGCUGGACACACACCUCUGUUGCGGUGAGGACGUGCUCCUGGCGGCGGAUAUCCCAGAAUCCUCUGCUGACCUGAGCGUGACGCGCAAGCAGAUCCUCUCGGCUCAGUUUGAGUGUUACCUGAAGAUCAUGUACGAUCCGCCGCGCAGAGACCCGGGCCCAUACUGUAACCGCACCUGGGAUGGUUGGCUCUGUUGGGCAGACUCUGCCCCCGGCACCGCCAUCCAGCUCUGCCCCACCUACUUCCAGGACUUUGAUCCAAACGAGAAAGUGACCAAAGUGUGUGACUCGGAGGGUCAGUGGUUUCGUCAUCCGGAAAGCAACCGUCUGUGGUCCAAUUACACACAGUGCUCAGCGUACACUAAACAGAGACUCGAGCUCAUGGUAGUGAAUUACUAUCUGGUGAUGGUGGGACACGGGCUGUCCAUCAUAUCGCUGCUCAUCUCCAUCUGCAUCUUCUCAUACUUCAAGUGUUUGAGCUGCCAGCGAAUCACUCUUCAUAAAAACAUGUUCACCUCCUUCAUCCUGAACUCGUUCGCCACCAUCGCCUGGUUCUACUUCGUCAUCGGAGAUCAGCAGAGCAAAACGGAUUCGUCUCAGAUCGGCUGUAAGCUGUUGGCCAAUAUCAUGCAGUACACGUCCUGCUCCAACUAUUUCUGGAUGCUGUGUGAGGGCAUCUAUCUGCACACGCUCAUCAUCGUGGCCGUGUUCGUGGGAGAGCAGCAGCUGGGCUGGUAUUACAUCCUCGGCUGGGGUUUCCCAGUGAUCCCUGCUGUCCUGCACGCCGUGGCCCGUCUGCUCUUCCACGAUGACAAGUGUUGGAUCAUGAACACAAGCCUGCUGUACAUCAUACACAUCCCUAUACAAGUCGCUCUGCUGGUGAACCUGUUCUUCCUGCUGAACAUCGUGCGGGUGUUGAUCACUAAACUGCGGGUCACUCACCGCACCGAGACUAACGUCUACAUGAAGGCGGUCCGCGCCACCAUCAUCCUGGUUCCUCUGCUGGGCGCUCAGUUCAUCCUGGUGCCGCUGGGACCCAGCGGACGCCUCUCUCGGGCCAUCUACGAGCUCUUCAUGAACAUCUUUGCGCAUUUCCAGGGUCUACUGGUGGCCGUAAUCUUCUGCUUCUGCAAUGGAGAGGUACAGUCGGCGCUGCGGCGUAAGUUUGCGCAGUAUGGCUGUCAGUGGAAGUGCCGGCGUCUGGUGACCACUGACUCUCACUGUAACUACCACACCAACUCCAUCACCGAGACCAGCCGCGUCACCAUCGGCCUCGAGCACGGCCCCGACAACACGAGCGGCACCGUACAUGCAGUCAACGGCCAGAGCAACGGCAGCGUCUGCUCCAGCAACGGGCCCAAGAGCUGCGACGUCCUCGAGUCCACGGAAAUAUGACCGUCUGUCUCAUCAUGUGCACACAAUAUAACCAACACUACAUAGCACUCCCAGCUAACACACAUUCUAAGAACAGUUUGCUAACAUUUAUAUUAAAUCUGCAAUCUGUAAGUUUUGCCUUUUUGUCGCCAUCUCUGUUUGAAACCAGCAAUUGCAGUUAUUUGCGCAAUUAUCUUUUUUACGUGGGUUGUGCUCCGGCACGGCUCCAGCGCAGAUGAAUCCAAUGCAUUGAGGUGAAUGUGUGGCUGUCGGCCACCGGUGUGGAUAUUUACUGUACUUUGCAAUCACAGAUUCUAGCCUGCGUCUUGGAAUAUAUGACCCAAAUAAGAAUUUUCACCGUAUAUUGUCAUCUGAAGAAGUAAGUAACAAGUCUGCCAAGUUUGUUCUGACCAACUGAGGGAAAAAAAGCAUUACAAUAAAUCGCACUACCAAUGGUGAUUUAAUAUAAAGAUCGGUUAGCUCAUAUCACAUCAAACCAUGCAAAGUAUUAUUAUUGUUAUACUUUAUUCUCAAAUUAUUGAUGUUAACAACAUCAGCAUUGUUUGACUAUGCACUGUAAAAAAUUCCGUAAAAUUUACGGUAAAAAAACGGAAGCUGUGGUUGCCAGAAUUCUACCAUUAAAAAAUACAGUAGCAACAUUUUAGGUUUUACAGUUUUAACUUAAAUUUACAGUAUUUUAUUAACUGAUAUAAUGUUAAUAUACCAACCUAUUGAAGUACUGAAAUCUGUUUUGUACCUUUGUAAUACACUGAUAACCACUAAAUGCAGGUGAUGAGAAAGUCACAUGAUGAACCAAAGCCCAUCACAAGCAGCUUUAAAUAAUAACGUAUAUAGAAGGUGCACAGUGUCAUUCACACAAACACUAAACACCAUCAUGGUGAGAGUCAUUCAACUGAAAUAUGCAAUAAACAUUAAUUUAACAACAUCAGAUGUACCAUACAACCAUAAUAAACAUAACUGAUAAGAAAAAACUAAGAAACAUAGUUAUUUCAAAGAAAAAAACAUCCAAUUUGAAAUGCAAUGCAGGGAAUUCUGGGAACGUCAAUUUACGUUUUUUUCCUGUAUAUUUUACAUUCUUUUUCACUUCCAAAAACAGUAUUUCACCGUAAAAUUGUCUGAAAUGUCUAUUACAGAAUUUCACCAUAUAUAUUAGGGGAACUUACCGUUAACCAUUUAACGGGUUUUUACUGUAGCAUUUUCACAGUUUUUUACCGUUCAAAUCACGGUAUUUUUUUUACAGUGUGUGUAUAGUCCGUUUAAAAAAAAUUUUAAAUGUCAGAAGAACGUCCAUCUAAAAUGUUUAAGAAAAGCGUUCCAUAAACAAUGUAUAAAUAAUGUCUUUUGUCCUAACAUUUGGGAAUGUUAUUUAAAAGCAGACAACUCAGAACGAACGUGUUACUAGAAGAAUAUUAGUUCGUAACUUUGUGAAAACCAGCAAGUUAGCUAAAGUUCUGAGAACGUUCCCUGUUAGCUGGGUUGUACUUCUGUAAUGUACCGUAUGACGAGUUAAAGAGUUAAUUGUUUUUGUUAUGGAUUAAUACAUGUAUUGGUGUUUUGUAUGUACUUUUAAACACUUUGUAGCCUAUUUGUACAUUUAAACACAUUAGUCUGACUGUAAAGUUGCUGUUGUUCUCAUUUAUUCAGUCUAAACUGAUCACGUAUUUAUAUUUCAAUAUAAAUGGAAGGACUGUGUAUGUGUUCAUAUGGAGAAACAAACAGAUAUUUCGCUUGUCCGUCUUCCGCCGCUCCGUGUCGUGUACCAUAUGCGAACUAAUUAGUGGACUUGUUGGUAUUAUCAUCCAAUACUGUAGCAGAUGUUAGGUAAACUUGUUUUGGAUAUGUGGUUAUUGCCAGGAGUGGACUUAACCAAUAAGCAAGGUAAUCAGCCGCUUAGGGCCCCGGGGAAUCAGGGGGCCCAAUCUGAUACUGGCAAAACAUAUUUGCCAAAUGCUCCAGUGUGUAUUUGUGUUCUGGAGAGUCUCAAAUGUUGGCUCAUCUCUCAAAACGCAUAGUUUUUGUCAAACGCUGAGUUCUGCAAGCUUGCGAAUCCUCUCAUUAUAACAAUGUGUAGAUAUGAUGUAAAGAAGAGAUUCAUUGUGCAGAGUAGAGAGCUUCACUGAUUAAUGGAAGUGAACGACAGGCAAGAUUACACAGCCUAGAAAAUGUGGAGAGAGUCAUUAAAAGCUUUUAGUGAUUAUAGAGGGAGCGCUCUUUGUGCACUUUCUAGGCUGUAAAAUCCUGUCUGUCUCAGAACGGAUACACUAACCUCAGAGAAGAAAGUAUCAUGACGUGUCAUGACAGUUUUGUGUCAUGAUUUUAUUCGUCUUGAUGUUUCAAAAUGACUCACUUGUGUGCUUUUCCUGGGCGCUCUGGCGUAAACUGCCACGCACUCGUAUAAAUGCACGCAUGCAAUGACUGGAGAUUUUUGCUUAAUAUUAGAUUACAUUUUACGAUUUGUUUCUCGGCAAAUCCUUUUGUAUGCCUUUGGAACACUUGGAAUAUGGAAUGCGUUGCAUGGGAUAAUUUUAUGACCUUUGAAUCCUUUUUGUAAAAAGAUUGAAGAAGGUUACAAGGACAAGUGUAAGCAUUUUUUUAUAAUGUCUUCAUUUGUGAUCGAAAAAAAAAAAGGUAUAGCCUAAUAUGACUUUAGAAGAGCAUCAGGUUGACUAAAUUAUUUACUUAAAUUGUGAAGGGGUAAAUUAUAAACUACGAGAGAGAGUGCGAGCAAAAUAAGGGUUAGGCAUAAAAGAACACAUAGUUGUUGUGUUGGGGCCCCAUAUACCUGAAAUUUGCUUGGGGCCCCCGAAUCACUAAGUCCGCCCCUGGUUAUUACUAGGGUAGUGCACUAAGUAGUGCGCAUGUGCUCUCGGGAGGCUUGCACAUUUCAACUGUGCGCGAGAUUGAGUGGAAAGCGGAAUAUACCAGGACUUUUUGUAUGUAUAAAGAUAUGAUGUUGUAAAUAAGCUGUUGUAUAGCUAAGCACUUGUGUUUUUCACUGAAUGUAUCUGUUUCAUUUAUGUGUCUGUGUUUUUAUGAUUUACUUUUUGUGGUUAUUAUGGGAAAACGUGAAGAGACAACAUUCCACUUUGACUUGUUAAUAUCGGAAUAUCACUAUUUGUGUAAUGAAUGCAGUGAAACUCAAUUAAAGUACUUGCAUUUGAA